AUGCCCAUUCCAGUCCCUCACGGAGGUGUUUUGCAAGACCUCGUCAUCAGAGACGCUGCUUCAAAGCAGGACCUUUUGGCCCAGAUCGACCAGCAGAAUUUGCCUGUCUACACCUUGACUGAGAGACAGCUCUGUGAUUUGGAGUUGAUUUUGAACGGUGGUUUCUCUCCUUUGACCGGUUUCUUGAACGAGGAAGACUACAACUCCGUCGUCAAUGACAUGAGAUUGACCUCUGUCAAGGACAAGGAGUCUGGCAAGGGCUUGUUGUGGUCCAUUCCUAUCACUCUUGAUGUUUCUGAGGAAACCGCUAAGAGUUACUCUGUUGGCGACAAGGUUGUGUUGGCCGACUUGAGAGACCACAAGAAGUUGGCUGUGUUGACCAUUGAGACUAUCUACAAGCCAAACAAGCAAGUUGAAGCCGAGAAGGUGUUCAGAGGAGACCCAGAGCACCCAGCCGUCAAGUACCUCACCAACACUGCCGGUGAGUACUACAUUGGUGGUUCUAUCCAGGGUCUUGACUACCCAACUCAUUACGACUACGUUUCCCUCAGAAAGACUCCUACCGAGUUGAGAAAGGAGUUCCAGAACUUGGGUUGGGACCAGCAGAAAAUCGUGGCUUUCCAGACCAGAAACCCUAUGCACAGAGCUCACAGAGAGUUGACUGUGAGAGCUGCUAAGGAUCUUGGUGACGAUGGCCACAUCUUGGUGCACCCAGUCGUUGGUUUGACCAAGCCUGGUGACAUUGACCACCACACUAGAGUCAAGGUGUACCAGCAGAUCUUGAAGAAGUACCCAGACGGAUUGGCCACCAUCUCGUUGUUGCCAUUGGCCAUGAGAAUGGGUGGUGAUCGUGAGGCCUUGUGGCACGCAUUGAUCAGAAUGAACUACGGUGUCGACCACUUCAUUGUUGGUAGAGACCAUGCUGGUCCAGGUAAGAACUCUCAGGGUGUGGACUUCUAUGGACCUUACGAUGCUCAGGAGCUCUUGGAACUGCUCAAGUCUGAGCUCGAGAACAAGAUCAAGAUUGUUCCCUUCAGAAUGGUCACUUACUUGCCAGACGAGGACAGAUACGCUCCAAUUGACACCAUCGACACCUCCAAGGUCAAGACUGCCAACAUCUCGGGUACCGAGUUGAGACAGCGUUUGAGAGACGGUACUGAAAUUCCUGAGUGGUUCUCGUACCCAGAGGUUGUCAAGAUCUUGAGAGAGUCCAACCCUCCAAGAUACAGCCAGGGUUUCGCUAUCAUCAUCGAUGCUGCCAACUACGAGGGCUCUAACGCUGAGUACUUGUCUUUUGCAUUGCAAUCAACCUUGAACCAGUUUUCGGGAAGCCGUCGUAUUACCAAGUUGCCAACUCAGUUCAAUGAUGCCUCUUUGGUCAAUGAGCUUGUUAAGGCUGGUUCUGGUGUGAUCAUCACUGCCAACGGUGACUACUCGGACAUUGUCAAGGCUGUUGGAGACUCCAACAGUGCUAUUGUGAAAUUCGGCGCUCUGGAGUCUGCCGGAAACGUGUUCUCGUUGGGCUCUAACGAUGUUGAGUCUGUGACCAAGGUUUUAGAGGCUAUUGUUGGUUACUUGUUUGAGCAAGGUUUCUACACUGCUUAG
This is a messenger RNA of Sungouiella intermedia, 1605 nucleotides long. NCBI's taxonomy places the organism in Eukaryota, Fungi, Ascomycota, Pichiomycetes, Serinales, Metschnikowiaceae. The record is from the annotation of a GenBank genome assembly.